Messenger RNA from Cinara cedri, 171 nucleotides. The record is from the annotation of a GenBank genome assembly. NCBI's taxonomy places the organism in Eukaryota, Metazoa, Arthropoda, Insecta, Hemiptera, Aphididae.
AUGUCUUGGAAACCAACGGGUAAGAGACCACGAGAACGCCCGAGGAAAAGAUGGAUGGAUGUGGUCGAGGAAGAUCUAAAAAGGAUAGGAAUAGAUGAUUGGAGAAACAUAAUCCAUGAUCGAAAGAAGUGGUGUGGAGUUGUGAUGGCGGCAAAAACUCUUGUAGAGUAG